AUGGAUAAUCCUAGUGCUACUUCCACGAACACCGAUGCUGAGCAGCAGCGCCCUGAAAAGCCUGAUGCUGAGCAGGAGUGCCGUGAAACGCGUGACGCUGAGCACCGCCUGAAGUACUUCGAUACGUGCAAUUGGUUCAGCUUCGUGUUCAUCGCAUGGAGCCGCUCUUGGAUGAACUACUUCUGCAAAUCUUUCAUUGAGCCCGAUGAUAUACAUCCGUUACCAAAAGUGGAUUCCGUCGACCUUUGGCAGCCCAUAUUCGCCAAGCAUGUCAGUGAUGGGCUGUUGCGAUUGGAGCGAUGGGAGUCUGCCUCCGCUUCGGAACCAGGAAAGCCAAAGGCGUUGAGACCGUAUAGGAGCAUUAUUCUACGCGCUUUGUUUUUAACGUUUUGGCGUUGUGUUGUGGUACUGCUUUUGGCCCACAUUGCGUUGAACCUGGUAAAUGUCGGUACUGCGAUCUUGUUGAAAAGGCUGAUGGGUUAUAUGAACGACAAGGAACGAUCGAUGAAAGCUAUCAUAGGUAUGAUCCUCAUUAUUGUCGCUGUCGAGUUCGUGCACUCAGUGAUCGGUCAGCACGUGUUUUUGUAUUUCCAUCGAGUUCAUGUAAAAAUGGAAGCUGCCAUUACCAUCACGCUGUUUCAGCACGGAAUGUGCCACCGUCGUGCCUACGCAUCGAGUGUUGAUAGGCUGCCGGAAAUGUCGUCGUGCAAGGGAGUUGUACACUCUUGGCCCUGCAAAGACAAUGAAUGUGCGUCCAACCCACUGCUCUGUCCGGCUAGGAGAUAUCAGAAUAGGGAACUGCCGCCGAACAUCUACGUGUAUUUGUUCGUCGACGCGUACGCAAUAGUGUGCAUUGUCAAUGCGAUGAUCGAUAUCGUGAAAUUCGUCUCUGUCUUCGUUUUUUCGAUUUACCUUAUUGGUUCACGUAUCCAGAUCAAUGUGUUGGUUCCCGCGUCGAUAGUGCUCACUAUCGUUUUUAUUUUGAUAUUGAUUGAGGCGAUUAACGGUUACGUGUGGUACCACACGCUUCAGUCCAAGGAUAACCGUGUGGCCAGAACGGCCGAGGCACUUGGGCACUUGAACGUUCUACGUGUCAUGGGUGUGGAAGACGUGGGUUAUAACAUGGUGAGACACAGCCGUCAAGACGAGAUGAUGUUGCUGAAGACACGUAUCUCCCUGCACGCCGUGAGUGUAUUUUUGAACCGCAUUAUUGGUGUGUCUGUCUUACUUUACAUUUUGCUGGACUACAUUAAGACCUUGAAGACAUCGAUACACGAGUCCACUUUCGACAUCUCAGCACCUAUUACGAUCAUGUUUAUCGUCGAAAAGAUUGCCAGUGCUUCUGAGAACCUUCCCAAGACCAUGAAGACCGUCGUGGAGGCUGCUACAUCGCUGACCAGAGUUGAGUGGUUUAUUAGGUCUUGCUCUCCCAACUAUUACUUGAAUACUUAUAAAGAAGCCACUGCCUAUCUGAAAAGCCAGUCCAAUAAGUGGACUCAGGCCGACCUCCAGGAUGAGCUUCCUUCUGACACAGUUGCACAGUUCAAGGAUGCCUCUUUCGCCUGGUAUUACGACAGAAAGGAACUACUCAGCGUUAACAAGGCGUCGAAUCCAUUCUUCGCCAAAAUUAACUUUGAGUUGAAGGGUGGCGAGAUAAAGAUCAUCACUGGCAACCAGGGUUGCGGUAAGACGAGCUUCAUCAAAGCGAUGCUGGGUGAGAUGAGUCUGGUGUCUGGUAGCAUGGCCGUGGCGCCGCUGUCCACCGGCAUGCCCAUAUUCUACACGUCGCAGGAGGUGUGGCUGCCCAGCGGAAGCAUCCGUUCGAUCAUCACGUUCGGGUACGCCUUCGACGAGGACAUCUACAAACGGGUGACUUCGGCAGUCGAACUCGAGUCUGACUUCGCCUCGUGGGAGGACGGUGACAUGCGUGUGAUCUCCGCGAAAGGUUAUUCUCUGAGUGGAGGUCAGCGUGUGAGGCUGAGUCUGGCUCGUGCGUUGUACGCUUACUUGGUCUUCAGCAAGGCUAAUGAGCGCCUCGAAGAUCGCUGCCGUUUCUUGAUGUGUCUCGAUGAACCAUUCAACGGUUUGGACUCGAAGGUGACGGCUUCCAUUGCGGCAAACCUUUUCAAGAAGGGUACAGGUUUGCUGGUAAGGGACGACGUUUCUGUCGUCAUGGCGAUGUCUAAGAUGAACUUGGGAAUCUGCCUGUCAUCUGUUGAUUCCAGUAUUAUGGCUGACAUUGCUGUCUUAAUGAUUGAAGAUGGCUGCUUAUCCGAUGAGCGAGGUUUCCAAGCCUUGAGCACAGAAGGCCUACCGCGUGAUACUUCACCUACUGCGAGCUUGGGGACUCGUGUUGUGCGCAAGCACAGCUCUCUUUUCCGCAUACCUGAUGGAGUAUGGCGGUCUUGUGAGGACGGUGCAUUGAACAUGCGUAAAGAAAACUACCACCUUUCUCGCCGUCUGAAGGCCCUUGCUACCAACUAUACGAACGAUAUGGCAUCACAGGGUGACCUUUGCGCCACCAAAGAGGGUUAUUUGACCCUAUUUAGGGCAAUGGGAUUGAUAUUGUGCUUCACAAUCUUAUCAUUUGCGUUUUCCAGUGCCGUCGUGGAUAAGGUGAAUGCGAUUUGGGUUGCCAAGUGGUCGGAUUCGGUAAAAGCUCUUGGAGGGACGGAUAGGACCACACUUACGGAUCCCGCUGCCAUAGUAAAGGAGCAUGAUCACACCAGCGUUUUGAUCACCACUUUUUCGUCUUCGUACAUAGGAUUGAUUUUCUUUGCCAUUGCACUCAUCGCCGUCGCCAACGUCGUCGGAGCUAAUCGCCUGCACGAUUUCGCGCUAAAUUCAAUGUUUACGAAGAGUUCAUCAGUUAUCACGCUGAAGAAGUCUGUCGGCGAAUUGUGUACCUUUUUGGCUUCUGAUAUGUCUUACAUCGACAUUCACCUGGUGUCACUUGGCCAGCACGCCGUUUUCGGAUUUUUGAAAUUGUUGUUGCAAUUCGCUACCGUAUGUUACACGAUUCCGAUUUCCAUCCCAGUCCCCCUGAUUGGUGGUGCGAUUAUUUACUUCGGCCUCCUACAGAAGUACCUGGUUGCUUCGAAAAAAGGUCAGCUGCUCAUGCUUGAAGGUGUUACAAACAUCAACGCGGUGUACGCAAGUGUCAUUGACGGAUCUGCUGUGUACAGGAGUUACCAGAAGGAGAAGCAGUGCAUCAAAUCAAUUUAUGAGAGGUCGGACUAUUAUUACCGCAGCAAGUUCAUCAAAGCCGCCUUCACUGCGCGUUUCAUGAUCGAGACGAAACUCAUGACCUGUCUGAUGCUGCUUAUUGUCGCGCUGUUGCCCGUACUAUACAGCUACAUUACGGGCAAGCCUCUUCAGGUCGCGCAGGUUGGUCUAGGUAUAUCUGUUACCAUGGCUAUUAACUCCGCCCUCACGUCUUUCAUUUUGUACUAUGCGUCGAUGGACAAGAGUAUGUGCUCCAUGUCGCGCUACAAUCGCUUCUUCUUACAGGGCAGAUUUUCGUUGAACGAGAAGUUCGAGAGCAUGAACGAGACAGUGUUGCGCAAGGUUGGUGAUAAGGAUGACUGGAACAAGGAGCGUUGCGCGGGUCUGUUGAAACGUCGUAGGAACGAGUUCCGAGACUUUAUAUUCCGUCGUUACCGUUCGGUGCUGAGUUCGCUGUUUUACAAGCCGCGUGUGGAAUUUUUGGAUUGUGGAGAGUACCUUUGUGGAGAACACGUUUCGCUGGAAUUGGAAAACGUGUCAGUGCCGCAGCAGGCGACGACUAAGGGUGAGAGCUCUCAUUACAUCUUGAAGGGCGUGACUGCGAGCACACGUGCUGGAGAUGUGGUUGGUAUUGUGGGUCGUACCGGUGCCGGCAAGAGUACGCUGUUGAGUGUGCUGCAGAACAUUGCGUCGAAGAGGGAGGGUUCCGUGCUGCUCGACGGCCGGGAGCUAAACACUAUCCCGCGUAAGGUGCUGCGCCACAUCAUCGGCGUGCUGCCGCAGAUGCCGUUCGUGUUCAAGGGUUGGACUCUGCGCCGUUUCCUGGACCCGCGUAUGUUGCACUCCGACGACGAGAUCAUGCACGCCCUGGAGUGCUGUGGCCUGAUGGAUCUCGUCCAGUCGCUGCCCGGGACCGAUCCGCUGGACGCCGUCUUGGCACCCACUGCCUCCAUUCUUAAAGGCGGGCACUACCUGAUCACACCCCUGAUUAAGAUAAAAGGCGCCAAAAACACGGGUUUUGUUUUGCAAGCAUCAUUAGAGGAUAAACCUAACGAUACAUCCGCUUCGAAGAGCUUCUUCUCUUCAACGCAGAUGCGCAUGCUGUCUUUCGCUCGACUCAUUCUUUACCGAGAUUUGUACCGUGUUUUGUUGGUAGACGAACCUCCGGCUGAUGAGAAUUCAAAUGAAGGUGGAUCGGAGACUACCAACCAGGAUGAGAGCCGUUCCGGCGCGGCUGCGCCGCCCGUGUACGACCUUGUGCGGAUGUACUUCAAACACUGCACGACGUUCAUCGUCGCGCACGACAAGAACGUUUUGAAGUAUUGCAACAGGUUGUUUGAGAUGUGUGGUGGAGAGUUGGUUACAAAUAAGGUUUUGGAGCCCGGGGAUAUCGAAAAGUAUUUCGAGUGA
Babesia ovata is the source of this 4635-nucleotide messenger RNA. Its product is annotated as ABC transporter family protein. Gene Ontology annotation, molecular function: ATP binding; ABC-type transporter activity; ATP hydrolysis activity. Bases 1 to 4635 code for a protein of 1544 amino acids. NCBI's taxonomy places the organism in Eukaryota, Apicomplexa, Aconoidasida, Piroplasmida, Babesiidae. The record is from RefSeq and is a predicted model, not a curated record. Gene Ontology annotation, cellular component: membrane. The transcript has a single exon. Gene Ontology annotation, biological process: transmembrane transport.